Messenger RNA from Alligator mississippiensis (American alligator), 1957 nucleotides. RefSeq names its product GATA binding protein 5 (gene GATA5). Bases 208 to 1368 code for a protein of 386 amino acids. Gene Ontology annotation, biological process: cell fate commitment; positive regulation of transcription by RNA polymerase II; negative regulation of transcription by RNA polymerase II. NCBI's taxonomy places the organism in Eukaryota, Metazoa, Chordata, Crocodylia, Alligatoridae. The transcript has 7 exons. The record is from RefSeq and is a predicted model, not a curated record. Gene Ontology annotation, molecular function: zinc ion binding; RNA polymerase II cis-regulatory region sequence-specific DNA binding; DNA-binding transcription factor activity, RNA polymerase II-specific. Gene Ontology annotation, cellular component: nucleus.
CCGCCCCGGGCGGGACGCGCUGGCACGGCGGGGUGGCGGCCGCAGCAAUCCGGGGCCGCCCCUCUCCCGCCGGCUCCUUCCUCCGCUGCCGGACAGGCCGUGCGGGUCGGAGCCGCGCCAGCCAUGCGGGGCUGCCCGCCACGCGGUGCCUGCAACUGAGCUGCCGGCCGAGCUCCCCGCGCCCAGCUGCGCCCCGGCGGACCGACCAUGUAUCAGAGCCUGGCGCUGGCCCCCAACCCCGGGCAAUCGGCUUAUUCGCACGACUCCGGCAGCUUCCUGCACUCCUCGGCCAGCCCGCCCGUGUACGUGCCCAGCCAGCGGUUGCUGCAGCCGCUGCCCUACCUGCAGGGCUGCGAGCCGACGCCGCAAAGCCACCCGGGCUGGGCGCAGGCGGGCCCCGACGGCGCGGCUUUCAACGCGGGCAGCCCGCACCCCUCGCCCGGCUUCUCGUACUCGCACAGCCCGCCCGUGAGCAGCGCGGCCGGCCGCGACGGCGCCUACCAGAGCCCGCUGCUGCUGGGCAGCGCCGGCCGGGACCAGUACGGCGGCGCCUUGGUGCGCUCCGUCGGGGGGACCUACUCCAGCGCCUACCCGGCCUACGUGAGCCCGGACAUGCCUCCGUCCUGGCCCGCGGGGCCCUUCGAGAGCAGCGUCCUGCAGAGCCUCCAGAGCAGGCAGGGCCUGCCCGGCCGGAGAGCCACCUUCGAGUACUUGGAGGAGUUCCCCGGGGACGGCCGGGAGUGCGUGAACUGCGGGGCCAUGUCCACGCCGCUGUGGAGGAAGGACGGCACCGGGCACUACCUGUGCAACGCCUGCGGGCUCUACCACAAGAUGAACGGCAUCAACCGGCCGCUCAUCAAGCCGCAGAAGAGACUGUCAUCAUCUAGACGUGCUGGUCUUUGUUGCACUAACUGUCACACAACCAACACCACCCUCUGGAGACGCAACGCAGAAGGAGAACCCGUCUGCAACGCCUGUGGAUUAUACAUGAAGCUCCAUGGGGUACCACGACCUCUGGCAAUGAAAAAGGAAAGCAUCCAGACGAGGAAAAGGAAGCCUAAAAACAUAAGCAAAGGCAAAACUUCAACAGGGUCGACAACUUCAGCCACUAACUCCCCUUCCUCCAUUACAAACUCAGACAGCACCGUCACUUUAAAAACCGAGCCCAGUGUGACAUCGCAGUUCCCGGGACAAACGAUCGUGUCGAUUUCCCAGGCUCAAAGCCAAUCAGACGAUACACUGGCCGGCGGCCACUCCGAGUUCAAAUUUGAGCCUGAGGAUUACACCUUCGCUUCUGCCAUGACUCCGCAGUCAGGACUCAGCGUCCCCCUCCGUCAGGACUCUUGGUGUGCACUGGCAUUGGCGUAGAAACUGGGCUUCCCAUGAAACACUCUGGACCAACCUUUCUACCUUUCUCACUACUGGAUUGCAGGUAGAAGGACUGGCUGCCUUGGAGCUUUGGGACUGGAAGGUUUCCAAGUAGUCAAUCUGAUUCUGUAUUGAAAGACAGAUUUCUCUCGGAUGGGGUGAGUGAGAACGGUGACCGAACGUGCCCAGGUUCGUUCUCCUUGACUGACCGGUUCUGUGGUACUUGCUUCCCUAAAAGCUUUUAUUCUGCCGAAGUGAACGGGAGACCCUUCCCCAAAGCAGGACGGAUGGGGGCGUCUGUUUUCGCAAGGAAACUUUUUACCUUCCUGAGAUGAAACCAAAAAAUAAAUGCAUCCCAGAAUCUAUGUUUAUUCAUGAUGAUUUCUCCCUCUUCUGACUCCUCUGUGUGCAACUUAUUCCACUUUCCAAUAAAGACUGCAAUAACAUGGCACCAAGUAACUUAAUAUUAUUAAAAUGUAAACUGUGUGGCCUUUUUAUGCUUUAUUGGCCAUGGCAGGAAAGGGGGGAGUGGGGAACCUGUUGUUCUAAACAUUUACUGUUUUAUAUUAAAAACAAUCAUCUCUAUAGA